UAAUUUAAUUGAUUUUGUUUGAUAGACUCGUCACAAUGAAGACCAUCGCUCUCGCUCUUGUUGUUAUGCUGGUGGGCGCCAGCGCGGUGCCUGAAUUCGAGACCACCGAGUUGAAGAACCCCAGAAUCAUAGACGACCUUGUCCGCGGCGUGUUGGAAGCAGUGAUCGAGUUGGCCGCAGCGGCCGAUCCUUACGUCGUCGAAUCCGCAUCCGGUGACUACACUUUCCCCGUUCCUGGAGUAUUCACUGCUGUUGCGUCCGUUGAGAACUUUAAGGCUUCCGGAUUCGGUAACAUCGAAAUCGUCGAUGUCUCAUUCAGCGGUAGCACGCUCCGUGUGGAACUCCGUCUCGCCGGUGUCGAAGCAUCUGUUGACAGUGGAUCUGCCGAAGUGAAAAUCUUCAGCCGCACCAUCACCGGUGCAAUCAGUGGAAGCUUGGCAGUUAGUGACGUCCGCGUAGCUGUCGUAGCUCAGCUCGGCCUUACCGGAUACCUGGUCGACGACUUGGAACUUGACUUCAGCGUUGGUGGUUUACAAUCCGACCUUAACAUCCGUAUUAACGAGUGGGAGCUCUCUGACCGCAUCAACAACUGGAUCAACGUCACCCUGCCAGCAGCCCUCGAGAAAUAUUCAGAACAAGUUAACCGUCUCGUCGCCAGAAUUGCCCUGUGGGUUCUGGGUCGUCUGUUCUAAGUCAAUUAAUCCUUCUGGAGACAUGAAUACAUGAAUUUGUAAAGUUAUGAUCGAGUAAAUUGUACAGUAAUAUUGUAUAAACUAUACCUGUGUUAAUAAAACUUUCUCAAACAG
Papilio xuthus (Asian swallowtail) is the source of this 806-nucleotide messenger RNA. RefSeq lists its product as uncharacterized. The transcript is spliced from 7 exons. Bases 36 to 692 code for a protein of 218 amino acids. NCBI's taxonomy places the organism in Eukaryota, Metazoa, Arthropoda, Insecta, Lepidoptera, Papilionidae. The record is from RefSeq and is a predicted model, not a curated record.